This is a messenger RNA of Ziziphus jujuba (common jujube), 722 nucleotides long. Its product is annotated as transcription factor MYB1. NCBI's taxonomy places the organism in Eukaryota, Viridiplantae, Streptophyta, Magnoliopsida, Rosales, Rhamnaceae. The record is from RefSeq and is a predicted model, not a curated record. Bases 69 to 722 code for a protein of 217 amino acids. The transcript is spliced from 3 exons.
AGAAGCCAUAGAUAAUAUAUAAAUGCAGUAGUAGUGGAAUUUCUGACUUUGCAUCAACGAUCACAUUCAUGGGUGGCAUUGCAUGGACCGAGGAAGAGGAUAACUUGCUCAAGAAAUGCAUACGACAGUAUGGCGAAGGGAAAUGGCAUCGUGUUCCUCUUCUGGCUGGUCUAAAAAGGUGCCGAAAGAGCUGUAGGCUUAGAUGGUUAAACUACCUCCGACCUAACAUCAAGAGAGGUCAGUUUUCCCAUGAGGAAGUUGAUCUUAUUAUCAAGCUCCACAGGCUUCUAGGCAACAGGUGGUCAUUGAUUGCUGGCAGACUUCCAGGAAGGACUGCUAAUGAUGUAAAGAACUACUGGAACUGUCAUUUGAGUAAGAAAUUAAAUGCCCAAGAAACUGAACAAAACAACAAAAAUGAUGGAAAUAUGGUGAAUGUUACAAGACCACAGCCUCGAAACAUCGAAAAAAGCUGCUCAAGGAGACCAUGUUUCAAGCCACCAGAAGAUGCCGGUAGCACAUCAACACCAGUCCCAUGCAUUGAACAGAGUCAGAUAUAUUUGGAGGACAAUGGAUACCACACAUGGAAUGAAGAAUAUGGUGCUGUAGGGGGAUUUUCGACGAAUAUUCAAUUCGAACAAGUUAGAGAGGAAGAUGAGACCAACGGUAAAUGGGACUUGGACGACUUCAUUUUGGAUCUGGAUCUUUGGAAUGAUUCUUUCUGA